Molecule: messenger RNA, 1518 nt
Organism: Paramecium tetraurelia
Lineage: Eukaryota; Ciliophora; Oligohymenophorea; Peniculida; Parameciidae
Exons: 2
Source: RefSeq, a predicted model, not a curated record
AUGAUUUCUCCAAGAAUUUAAGGUUCUAGUUUCACCCCAAUAAAUACAUCCAAUGUCUUUACAUCAACCAUUAAUGAGGAUGCUUAGAAUACUAGUUUUUCAUCCUAUCACGUGACUCCCAGAUAAGGAGCUACUCCUCGAUAGUUGUCUCGAAUUUAAGAAUAUAAUGAAAAUGAGGACUCUAAAAUAACAGACACUGAUCCAGAAACAUAUAGAGAAGUGAUUAAAGAGUUAUCAACCUAACUCCAAAUGGCUAUAUUAGAAAAUAGAUAAUUGAAAGAUAAAAUUAAUGUUUUAGAGGAAGAACAUCAUGAAAGUUUUUAAAUAGUCAACACUUAAAAUCAUAUGCUAUAAGAUAGCAAUUUUACAUUGUAGGAAAAGAUUAACAAUUUGUUCUCAGAAAUUUAAUAAAUGCAACUUUAAUUGGAAUAGAAAGAUUAAAAAUUGAAAGAUGUUAGAGAGAACAACUCAUAUUAAAAUCAGUCAUCUGAAAAAAUGGCUCAUUUAAUAGAUGAAAAUUAGAAAUUAAUCAAAAUUAUAGAAACCCAAUAAUAAGAAAUUCAUGACUAAAAAGAUGUAAUAAAACAAUUUGAAAAAGCUUUUUAAGACACAAAAGGUAAAGUAGAAUAAGAUGUUAAUGAAAAAUUUAAUAAUAAAUGUAAGGAAAUUGAUUAAUUCAAACAUGAAAUAGAAGGAUUACAAUAAUAAUUAUAAUAAUAUAAAGAAUAGAUAAUGCUUUGGAGUUAGAGAUAUUAAUCUUUGGAUCAAAAUUAUUAAAUUUAAUACUAAGAUUUAUUUUAAAAGUUUAACAUUAGUUAAAAUCAACUGACUGAAUUAUAAAACAUUUAUUAAACCUUCUCAGAUAAUAGCUAAAGAAAAAUUUAAUAAUUGGUUUAAGAAUUAGAUAAUGCAAAAGUGGGUACUUUAAAAAAACAAUAAAACUUAAAAGUUCAAGCCUUAGAGGAUAGAAUUGAUGAAUUGGAAGAAUAAUUAUAGAUUAAAAAGAAUUAAAUCUUUAAACUUAAAGAAGAAUUAAUGGAAUAUUAAAACAUUUAAAAAUUGACUAAGUAAAGAGACUCAGAUAAUAUAGCAGAUAAGAGAGUUGUUGAAGAUUAAAUAUUAGAAAAAUAUGAAUAAAGAAUACAGUAAUUAGAAGAUAAACUUAUUUAAUAGGAAUAGCAAAUUAUUGUUACAUAACAACAUCAACAAUAGUAAUAAUAUUAAAGCUUACCAUAAUAACAAAUGGUUUUAGUUUAGUAAUAAUAAUAAUAAUAAUAAUAGUAAUAAUAGUAAUAAUAGUAAUAAUAGUAAUAAUAGUAAUAAUAGUAAUAAUAAUAAUAAUAAUAAUAAUAGUAAUAUGAACAUAGUUAUUAUGCAAGAACAAAAGAAAAUAAGAAAUUAUAAUUGUUUUCUGAAAGAAAGGAUAAUGUAAGAAUGUAUUAUAGUUUUGCAAAAGAGAAUUAAUAGAUUGAAAAUAAAUAUCCUAGAACAGCUUUAAAUUAUGGAAAUAAUUAUUGA